AUGCCGUCACUCGCCGCGAUAAACGAGAACUCAUUCAUGUUCCCGUUUGCAACUAAGUGGUCAGUAAUGGGAAUGAACUACAAUAGGUUGCCUACUAAUGAACAGAAGGAGAAACCUACUCAAUCUGCAAAAUCUCUUUCUAAUUGGUCUGGUGGUUCUCAGUAUUCGUCAGUAGAAACGUUUGUUCAUAAUGCGAAAUGUAUGUCCUUAAGUCAGUUCUGCAAAAUCAAACAUGAAACUUUAUGUGUUACUGUAGCAACCACAUUGAAAUUUGUUGUCUCAAAGUAUGGAUGGUUUUAUUAUGGCUGCACAAGGUGUUCUUCGAAGGCACCUAAUCCUGAAAAAGCUUAUGAAUGUUCAUGUGGGCAAAAAGUCGAACAGCCUAUACCAAGGUACAAGAUUGAGAUAUAUGUUAGCAAUGGUGAAUCAAAAUAUCAAUUUGUAUUCUGGGAUUCCGAAUGUGCUGCUAUACUUGGAAUGACUGCUGAAUUUAUGCAUAACUCUAUGGUGGAGAAUGGAGAAGAUGAUCCAAUGGUUUAUCCUGAUGAGCUUGAAAUGUUGUUGAAUAAGAAAAUGGCUUUUAGAGUUAAGGUGCAUCCAACGUUUUCCCAAGCGUCUGUUUGGAAGCUUUGUGAUGAUGAAGCCUUUGUUAAAGAGAUUGAAAAUGACUACAUAGUAGAAGACAAUCAGUCUAAAACUGAAUAUGCAAAGUUGGUCCCUAACAAAGAAAAUUUGGAAACUUCCGCACAAACAUUAUCUGCAUCUGGUGAAAAUGAUCCAGAAUCAAUCAUUCUAAUGACUCCGGCUAAGGAUGUUGUAAUUGCUGACAAGGGUGAAGAAGUUGAUUUUGAAGCGUCUGGCGCUACGCAAUUAUCAGGCACCAAACCAUCCAAGAAAUUAAAGAUAGAACCAUCUUCUUAAUUAGAAUUUUCGGAAAUUUGAUAUUGAAAUAUAUUUUAUGAACU
Lathyrus oleraceus (garden pea) is the source of this 965-nucleotide messenger RNA. RefSeq lists its product as uncharacterized. The record is from RefSeq and is a predicted model, not a curated record. NCBI's taxonomy places the organism in Eukaryota, Viridiplantae, Streptophyta, Magnoliopsida, Fabales, Fabaceae. Bases 1 to 921 code for a protein of 306 amino acids. The transcript is spliced from 8 exons.